UGAUGGAGGUGGAGUGUGUUCGAGAGGGUGUCCAGUCAGAGACACUGCGGCAGAUGCUGGACUCAGGACAGGAGCAGCGGUGUUUGACGGUGGUCUUCAAGGGUCCCCGCAAAAGUCUGGAUCUUCUCUGCCAGAGCGUGGAGGAGGCCCAGCACUGGGCCCGCGGCAUGAGGACCUUACAGGAGAGGGUGGAGAACAUGACCCAGAAGGAGAAGCUCAACCACUGGAUUCAUGCUUACCUGAGUCGGGCCGAUCACAACCACGAUGAUAAGAUGAGCUAUGAGGAAGUCCAGACACUGCUACAGAUGAUCAACAUCGACCUGAGCGACCAGUAUGCCCGCAAUCUCUUCCAG
This is a messenger RNA of Notothenia coriiceps (black rockcod), 353 nucleotides long. RefSeq names its product 1-phosphatidylinositol 4,5-bisphosphate phosphodiesterase delta-3-A-like. Lineage: Eukaryota; Metazoa; Chordata; Actinopteri; Perciformes; Nototheniidae. The record is from RefSeq and is a predicted model, not a curated record. The annotation marks the transcript as partial. Gene Ontology annotation, molecular function: phosphatidylinositol-4,5-bisphosphate phospholipase C activity. Gene Ontology annotation, cellular component: plasma membrane. The transcript is spliced from 2 exons. Gene Ontology annotation, biological process: intracellular signal transduction.